This is a messenger RNA of Cavia porcellus (domestic guinea pig), 2853 nucleotides long. It is a transcript of the gene Hus1, whose product is annotated as HUS1 checkpoint clamp component. Gene Ontology annotation, cellular component: site of double-strand break; checkpoint clamp complex; nucleolus. The coding region runs from base 219 to 1004 and encodes 261 amino acids. The transcript has 8 exons. Lineage: Eukaryota; Metazoa; Chordata; Mammalia; Rodentia; Caviidae. The record is from RefSeq and is a predicted model, not a curated record. Gene Ontology annotation, biological process: double-strand break repair via homologous recombination; meiotic DNA integrity checkpoint signaling; mitotic DNA replication checkpoint signaling.
UGGGGUCGCCGGCCGGAGCGGGAGCACCGCGAGGAGACCCCGCGGGGCGGGUCUCGGGCGAAGGUGGCGGCGGCGCCACGGGCGGACCUGAGGCUCCGUGAGGGCCCCGCGGUCCUCACCCUGCCCCGGAGACGCCGUGUUCCGGCUUCCCGCCGGGCUGUGCCUCCGGGCUCCGAUCCCUGUGCCGCAGCACCCAUAGUUUGUGCUGAGUCAGUAACAUGAUCGCCAAGCUGGCCAGAACCUGCACCCUGCGCAUCAGCCCGGAGAAGCUGAACUUCAUCCUCUGGGACCGGCAGCCCAGCGGUGGGGCCAGCACGUGGUGUGAGCUGGAGCAAGAGAACUUUUUCAGUGAAUUCCAAAUGGAGGGUGUGUCUGCAGAAAACAAUGUGAUUUAUUUAGAACUAACAUCAGAAAAUCUAUCUCGAGCUUUGAAGACUGCCCAGAAUGCCAGAACCUUGAAAAUCAAGCUGACUAAUAAACACUUUCCCUGCUUGACGGUCUCUAUAGAGCUGCUGUCUGUGUCAAACAGUAGUCGCAUUGUGACCCACGAUAUCCCCAUAAAGGUCAUUCCUCGAAAACUAUGGAAGGACUUACAGGAGCCCUCAGUCCCGGAUGCCGACGUUUCUAUUUAUUUACCAGUCCUGAAGACCAUGAAGAGUGUCUUGGAGAAAAUGAAAAACAUCAGCAAUCACCUUGUUAUUGAAGCUAACCUAAACGGAGAGCUGAACUUGAAAGUAGAAACCGAGUUAGUCUGCGUCACAACUCACUUCAGAGAUCUCGGGAACCCCCCACUGGCCUCUGACGACGCCUCUCUGGACAGAGACCCGGCAGAGAUGGUGGCAGUGCUUGUGGACAUCCGGAAGCUCCUGCCCUUCCUCGCCGGGCAGCAGGUGAACCCCACCAAGGCCUUGUGCAAUGUCGUGGCCGGCCGGAUGGUUCACCUCGAUGUGCUCCACGAAGAUGUGUCCCUGCAGUGCUUCAUCCCUGCACUGGCCUUGGCCUGAGCCUGGCUUUGGUUGGUGCAGGCAGUGGCGGCUCUGUCGCCUCCAGCAUUGUCAGCUCCACACGGUGCUCAGUUCAUCCUCCGCGGGAUGUGAGUGGCAUGGUUGGGUCAGCGGAUGACUGCAGAUUGUCUGUUUUUUACUUUGGUUUGAAGACCUUGAGAAGACUAUAGGGUUUGUUUCCUUGGUUUUUGUAGCUGGGCCUCUCAGGUGAUGAGCUGCCAGUGCCUUCUCCUGGAGGUAGCAGGGUUGGGACACUGGGUGGGAUGGUCCUCCUGCCUGUCCAUCCUGGGUGCCCCCUGGGCCCUCCUGCAGCUGGAGUGAUUCCCAUCUGGACCUCUGUUCCUGGUCCAAGGCUGCAUCCUCCUGGUGGCUCCUGCUGUCUCCUGGUGGCUGGCUUUGCUCUUAAAUCACCGGGUGUUUUCAGGAGUGGAGCCCAGAGCCUCAUGCACACUGGGCCACAGUGGCCCCAAGCCCAGUGGCCCUUCAAACAGAACCCCAGGCUGCAGUCUGGAAGGAGCCUUGCAUGUGGGGGACCCCCCUUUCCUGCUGUUUCAGAGCAGCCUCGCAGUGUGGGGACGCUCCCCCUGUUCCUCGAGGGCGCCCCCGUCUCCUGUCCCCUAAAAUCAGUGCCAGGAAGUGGGCCACACAGACAGCCUCCUGACACCACGUACAGAGCCUGACCUAGGUUUCAGGGUGAUGCUCGGAAGUGUAAGUCAGCACAGACUGUGCUUCCCUGUGAGCUCUCUGCAUCAUAAAAACCAGUGUAUUUAACUCUUCUGGAGUUUGAUGUUAGUUUAACUGGAUCUCGUAUUUUGUUAAAGUAACAUUUUGGAAUCGCAUUUGCCUGGGUCUGAUGGCACCGCCCCUAAUCCCAGCACUCAGGGGACUGAGGCCCAGAGGCCCUCUGUGAGUUCUAGGCCAGCGUGGCUCCAUAGUGAGCACGCAUUUAAAUGUUGCUCCCCUCCUUGGCUUGACUUCCUAAAACCUGAAUCACAGUCCUGCAGUCCUAAAACCUGAGUCACACACAGGAUGGAGACAUGGCCUGGGCGCCGGUCCAAGGUGGUAACUGGCUCUGCAGGGCCUCGGUGCACCUUGCGCUGGCCCAGCCCUGCUCGUGUCUGUCUGUCUGUCUCUGUCUGCCUGGGCCCUUUGUGAGGUUCCUGCACCUCACAGUGAUCACCCUGUGGUUGCAGUGUCAUGUCUGCAGCAACCCCAGUCUCCCAGACACCGUCUGAGUGGUUUCACACCUGAGCGUGGGCCGUGUGGCCUCUGUGCCAGCUUGUUUUACUUCCCAGUUUCGCUAGGCCCUGCAUUCUCCUUGUUACAGACUUCCCAGUUUCUCGGGUUCCCUCCUCCUUGUUACAGAUGAUUGUGGUAGGUCACUUUAAACAGAUGAGGGAGGCCUUCUGACGCGGUUCCACUGGGGACACACAGGCCCCUAGUGACGCCUCUGGCUUAACACAGUGUUUCAUCCUCCUAAGUAGUGCUGGGAAGAGAGUGCUGGCGGGCAGAGCACAGAAGGCUGCAGCCAGUUGUAGCUUGGAUGUCGAGGUGUCGAGGUGUUGCUGGGGAUACAAACACCCCGAUUCACACGGGCAUCUCAGCCACCCUGCUGCUGGCUUGUUCCUAGUUCCUCUUUGUAUACUGACGUGUUUUCUUUCUUUUUUCUUUUUUUUUGUCUUUUUCCUUUUUAUUGGUACUGGGGAUCAAACUCACGACUGCCUGCUUACAAGGCAGGCACUUAGGCCGCUGAGCUAAACCUCCAGCCCCCCUGACGUGUUUUCUUACAAUUUUGUAACCAACUUUGUAAAAAGUAUUUUUACAGGACUCAAUAAAUAUUAUUUGAGUA